AUGUCGUUGAAUCAAACGUCGUCCCAAAUAGCCGAAGAUCCAACAUCGACAAAAACCGCACAAUGCACCGUUAUGUGCAUGUAUCAAGCGCACAUUGGCGGCUACUGGCGGACAGUGACGGCCCUUUGGACCAAAAACAUGAUGAAUCACUCGUUAAACAUCUUCGUAGACAGCGUGGACUCCGACCAACGACAAAACUGCAAAAUUGAUCUCAAGCCAUGGCAUUUUUGGGGCAAAAAGAGUUACAAAACGUUCGAGGUCGACGGGCUUCAAAUUGACGUUUAUUGGGAUCUUCGGUCAGCAAGGUUUUCUGGUUCACCGGAACCGUGCUCGGAUUUCUAUGUUGCGUUAGUUUGCGAUGAAGAAGUUGUGUUAUUAAUAGGUGACUUGAAAAAGAAGGUAUACAAGCGGACGAAAUCCCGGCCGGGCGAAGCCAACGCCAUUUUAUUUUUUAAAAAAGAGCAUGUUUUCGGGAAGAAAAGCUUUACAACACGAGCGAAAUUCGAUAAACACCGGAAAGAUUACGAGAUCGUGGUGGAAAGCUCGACGUUAGGGCCAAAAGAUCCCGAAAUGUGGAUCAGCAUCGACGGAAUCGUGCUGAUCCACGUAAGAAACUUGCAAUGGAAGUUUCGAGGGAACCAAACAGUGUUGGUGAACAAGCAACCUAUCGAGGUGUUAUGGGACGUGCACGCUUGGCUUUUUCUGAGCCCAGGUUCGAGCCACGGGUUGUUUAUUUUCAAGCCGGAUGGGUCAGAAGGGAGCGAUAACAGUAGCGUAAGCAAGUAUUAUUCGACAUACGGUAGUCCAAAAACUUCACAAUGCUGCCUUUUUCUUUAUGCAUGGAAGAUUGAAUAA
This is a messenger RNA of Cynara cardunculus var. scolymus (artichoke), 855 nucleotides long. RefSeq lists its product as uncharacterized. The coding region runs from base 1 to 855 and encodes 284 amino acids. The transcript has 2 exons. Lineage: Eukaryota; Viridiplantae; Streptophyta; Magnoliopsida; Asterales; Asteraceae. The record is from RefSeq and is a predicted model, not a curated record.